AUGGAAUCAACAUUACACCCCGAAAAUAACCUCGAGCGGGAUUCUCCCUGCCGCUCGGAAACAUCACAACCCGUCGAGCUUGACGAGGAGGACAUUCUCCUGCAAAAGCUACGGGCGGAGAAGGAGGCCAAAAAGACAAUAGUGUGGGCGGAGUGGGAGCGAGCACGUAGGAUACCCAGGUUCGAUGCGGCUACCGACAAGGACGGCUACAUCACAUAUGGCAAGCUGACAAAGAAGCUGUCGGAGCUCGAGGUGGUCAUUGAGCUGUUCUUUCGCAAAUUCAACCCCGUCCAAGACAGAUUCGUCGAGGCGACAUCCAACAUGCCCGCCUGCGGAAAAAUGGCGGAGCUCUCGACGGCUCUCGAUAAGCUCGAGCAGGCCAUCGGGGCCCGCGAGGUCGCCAGGCACGCGCUCAAGGGUAUGGCACUCGACGCCAAGAAGAAGCGCAAGGGUUGGACCAAAAAGACGGUCGCCGAGAGCAAGAGGCAGCGAGAGCUGUUGGUGUUUUACAAGGACAUCGUUGCAAAGGUCAACGAGUUCCCGAGCAGAUUGAAGCGCAUCGAGAAAGAAGUCGAUGCUGCGAUCCGGCUGCUCCGGGAAAAACCGACAAGCUGA
Molecule: messenger RNA, 615 nt
Organism: Pyricularia oryzae 70-15
Lineage: Eukaryota; Fungi; Ascomycota; Sordariomycetes; Magnaporthales; Pyriculariaceae
Exons: 1
Coding region: 1-615 (204 amino acids)
Source: RefSeq, a predicted model, not a curated record